AUUCUGUCCAUCUCAUUUGAUGACUAACUAAAGGAUAGGUCAUAGGAUACACAGUUCCUCGGUGUUGCCAUACACUCACGUUCUCUUCCAUGGAUACCGUGGUUCUCUACUCGGUCACCAGCAUCAGCCACCUUGCGCCCAUGACCGAGUUCGCCAAGCUCCUCGUCGCCCAAGGCUUCUCCGUUGCCAUCCCUGUCCUUCCACCUAUGCACCCCUCGGUUUCCACUUCCACUACCGACGACUACAUCACUCGCAUUUCCUACUCCCACCCUUCCAUCUCCUUCCACCGCCUCCCACCCUUCACAACCAACUGCUCCUCCACGAACUUCGCCGUCCGGCUCUUCUCCUAUGUCCGCUCCGCCAACCCUCUUCUGUGUGAACUCCUGCAGUCUAUCUCACAGACAUCCAACGUCCGUGCGAUCCUUACGGACUUCUUCUGCACCGACGCCUUCGAGAUUGCCGCUGAUCUUAAUCUCCCAGCCUACGUCUUUAUCACCUGCAGCGCCUUCAUGCUUGCUUAUUUCCUCUACCGCCCCACCUUACACAGCGAGAUGACAUCCGGCCUCAGUGAACUUGGAGAAACUCCAAUCCACAUCCCUGGCUUACCACCCAUCCCAGCCUCUCAUAUGCCAGAUGUGCUAGAUCGGAACGAGGGAUUGCAGGCCUUUGUUGAUGCAUUCUCACACAUCCCAGAAGCCAAAGGUGUCAUCGUCAACUCAUUCGAGAUUCUGGAGUCCAGAACACUGAAGACAGUGCGCGAAGGUCAUUGUCUCCCGAACAGAGAUACACCACCAGUGUAUUGUGUGGGGCCGUUGACCACUGGAAGUGAAGCAGGAGGAGAAGCAGGAGAGAGACACGAGUGUUUAACAUGGCUCGACAAGCAACCCAGAGGGAGUGUUUUGUUCCUGUGCUUCGGGAGCAGGGGACGCUUCCCGGCGGAGCAAGUGAAGGAGAUCGCGUUGGGACUGGAGAGAAGCGAGCAGAGGUUUCUCUGGGUUGUGCGAAGCCCACCUGAUCCGGAUAAUUGGUUCGCGAGUUCUAACGAGGUAGAUCUUGACACACUUCUCCCUGUUGGGUUCCUGGAGCGAACAGAGGAUAGGGGAAUGGUGGUGAAAGCGUGGGCGCCGCAAGAGGAGGUGCUGAACCACGAGGCCACGGGUGGCUUCGUGACACACUGCGGGUGGAACUCGGUGCUGGAGGGGGUGCGCGCCGGCGUGGGGAUGAUAGCGUGGCCGUUGUAUGCGGAGCAGAAGAUGAACAAAGUGUUGCUGGUGGAGGAGAUGAAGCUGGCGGUAGAGAUGAAGGGUUAUGAUAAGGAAAUGGUGGCGGCGGAAGAGGUGGAAACUCGCGUGAGGUGGUUUAUGGAGUCCGACGGCGGGAAGAAGUUGAGGGACCGGGCCAAGGAGAUGAAGGACAGCGCGGCGGCGGCGCUCAGCCAUGGGGGAUCGUCACAUGCUGCCAUGGUGGAGUUGCUGUCAAAUAUUAGUAAUUAAUGGGAUCUAUAGUGACUGGCUGAGCUUUUCAUUGUCAAGUGUCUCCGUGAGACAUCGGCGGAGUUGAAUCUAGGCCACUCUUGUUUACGUUUUUUAUUCCGCAUCUUUGUCUGUUUGUUGCAAACUUGCAAUGGUGUCAUUGUCAACUCA
This is a messenger RNA of Dioscorea cayenensis subsp. rotundata (Guinea yam), 1643 nucleotides long. RefSeq names its product UDP-glycosyltransferase 88F3-like. The record is from RefSeq and is a predicted model, not a curated record. NCBI's taxonomy places the organism in Eukaryota, Viridiplantae, Streptophyta, Magnoliopsida, Dioscoreales, Dioscoreaceae. The transcript has a single exon. Gene Ontology annotation, molecular function: UDP-glycosyltransferase activity. The coding region runs from base 90 to 1493 and encodes 467 amino acids.